Molecule: messenger RNA, 1270 nt
Organism: Aphidius gifuensis
Lineage: Eukaryota; Metazoa; Arthropoda; Insecta; Hymenoptera; Braconidae
Product: speckle-type POZ protein-like
Exons: 2
Coding region: 70-1080 (336 amino acids)
Biological process (GO): proteasome-mediated ubiquitin-dependent protein catabolic process; regulation of proteolysis
Cellular component (GO): cytoplasm
Molecular function (GO): ubiquitin protein ligase binding
Source: RefSeq, a predicted model, not a curated record
CCUCAGCCGACCAGUUUCGCCGACGAACAUCCUGGCUUUGAUCAUCAUAUAUCUUGUACACAAAAAAAGAUGUCAACUAUAACCAAGCAAAGUACUCAAAUUUGUCAAGGACUAGAUACCAGAGUAGACAUAUAUUUAUGGAAAAUAAAAAAUUUUAAUUCAAUUUGUACACAAAACUUAGAGAAGAUAAUUAUAUCACCAAUAUUUGGACAAUCUGAAGGUUUGUGGCGUAUUGGACUUUCUCCAAUUUCAAACGGAACAGUAUUCACAAUUGGAGCUGACGUGUCAAAUAAAAAAGAUUUUUCACAAACUUCUUUUGAGAUCACAGUAAUCAAUAAAAAUUCUUCUACAAGUAUUCAAACAAAAGAAAUAAAAAUUCGUCCAUGUCAAGUGAAAAAUAAAGCAUCAUAUUUUUGUUCAGUACUCGAUAAAAAUCUUUUUGAGUUUGCUAAAUUAAAUCCUUCAAGUUGGCUGACUGAUGAUGUAUUAACAAUAUCAAUAAAACUUGUAACAGUACUUAAAAGUUUACCACCACAAAUCAAUCGUCCAUUGAUAUCUGGAUUAUUAUCAUGGCUUCAAAAUGAAAAAUUUAGUGAUAUUGUUCUUGAAGUUGAUGGAAAAGACUUAAAAGCCCAUAAGAUGAUAUUGUCUAUUAAAAGCCCAGUAUUUUCAGCAAUGUUUGAUUAUGAAUCCAUGAAAGAAUCAAGAGAUAAUCGUGUUGUCAUUAAAGACAUUGAUGCCGAUGUUGUUGAACAAAUGUUGGAGUAUAUUUAUACUGAAAAAACACCAUCAAAAAUUGAUGAUUGUGUUUAUGAUCUCAUUGGUGCUGCUGAUAAGUAUCAAAUUGAUGAUUUAAAAGAAAUUUGUGAAAAUAAUUUAAUGGGAAAAAUAACAGUUGAUAAUGCUGUUGAUACGUUAAUUGUUGCUGAUCGUUAUGAUACAAAAAAAUUAAAAAACAAAGUUAUUGAAUUUAUUAAACAAAAUUUGUCAAUUGUUAAUUCAGCUGAUUUUAAAAAUUUACAACUUCAAGAUGCAAAUUUAGCUUUUGAAAUUCUUCGAAAAUUGAUACUGGAAAAAUAAAUUUAUCAUACAAAAGAAAGUUAAUAAUAAUAAAUUAAUAAGUUUUCUUUUUGAUUAUUGUUAUUAAUAUAAUUACGAAUUAUUUAUUCUUGCUUCAAAAGGAUAUGAUUCUUAAGUUUAUUAUUUUGUAAAAACAAUUUAAUGUCAUUUUUAAUAAAACUUUGAAAUUUUCAAAUACGAUAAAAAAAAA